This is a messenger RNA of Suillus plorans, 2466 nucleotides long. RefSeq lists its product as uncharacterized. The transcript is spliced from 17 exons. NCBI's taxonomy places the organism in Eukaryota, Fungi, Basidiomycota, Agaricomycetes, Boletales, Suillaceae. The coding region runs from base 1 to 2466 and encodes 821 amino acids. The record is from RefSeq and is a predicted model, not a curated record.
AUGUCACAAUCAGUGACAAUGGAUUGUCAGUACUGUAACAAGUCAUACUCGGCGCGCGGGAUCAAAUCUCAUGAACAAGGGUGUCUGAGAAGACGGGAUAAGAAGAAUGAUGACAAGGAUUUCGCGGCACUUGCAGCACGUGCAAAGCACGUCGAGAGAAAAGACGGCAUUAACUUGUUGCCUGAGCAAGAUCAACAGCCUGACAACUUCACUGCAGGUUCAGAAUCAGAUACAAGCAUGGGCAUCCCCGCGUGUACCACCCUAUCAUCGCUCCCAAUCAUGCCUUCAGCUCCUCCUAAUCUCGAUACUUUCAAGACGGAAUACCACCCACACAGCGGCCGUGCGACUUCUGUAGAGUCGUUCUCCACUUUUGGAUGCAAGGAGCAUCAGCUGCCGCCUAUCGUCGACAAUGAACCCUGGCAGCCUUUUGCUUGUUAUGCGGACUUUGAGUUCGCCAAACUCGCACACCAGGCUGCCUUGAACAAGAAUCAAACAGACGAGCUGUUGCGGCUCAUCUGGAGAAUUGCUGACGGCCAAGUGAAAUUCACGUUCAAGUCCCAUGGUGAUGUUUCAAAAGCCUGGGACAGGGCUGCCAGUCAAAUGUCACCUUUCGAGAAGCAUACCAUUACUGUUGAGCACAAGCGGGAGGACCUCAAGUACAACGUAUACACACGGCCGUUGUGGGACUGGGCCUUGGACUUGCUACAGGACCCGCUACUGGCACCCCAUUUUGUUUGGGAUGCACAGCGAUUGUACAGGCACAACAGGAUGUGUUACGAGCGCUUUGUACAUGAACCUUGGACUGGAGACUGUUGGUGGAACGUUCAAUCGUCUUUACCUGAAAAUGGCGUCCCAUUCGCAUUUAUAUUGUAUGCGGACAAAACUCAUCUAUCUUCUGCCGGUACAGUCAAAGCCUACCCUGUCUUCGUGAACACGGAUGGACUUGGCGGUGGGCGAAUGGUUGGCUGGCUACCAAUAGUUCCUGAUGAUUCUGAGGAAGAUGGAAAGCUCUCAUAUGUCAAUCUCAAACGUGUCGUAUGGCACAAGGCAUUCUUCAAGCUGCUCGAAACCAUCAUCAUCUAUGCCAAGGCAGGGUAUGCAUAUACAUGCUAUGACGGCGUCAUGAGAUGGUUGUAUGCAUUCAUCUUGCUCUUAUCGGCUGAUUAUGAGGAGCAGUGCGUGAUGGCACUGAUAUGGGGAACCAAUUGUCACUGUCCCUGUCCUAUCUGCCUUGUCCCUUCAGACAAGCUCUACAAUAACGCUUCCACUUAUCCGACUCGAUCAUCUGAUGACACGAAAGCUUUGGUGGAGCUAUGGACUAGGGACCGUGUAGCUGGAGAAAGCGCACUCAAAAAACAGGGCCUACGGCCUAUUAAGAACGUCUUCUGGAAAGUCCCAAAUUCUGAUCCUCAUGACACGAUUUUGCAGGACCAUUUGCAUGUAUAUCAUAUGGGUCAGUGGAAACAUCUCUUCGGCGAGCUCAAACAACACAUUGCAGCCCUUGGACGCAGCAAUGAGAAGAAACUGGAUGAUCACGAUGGUAACAAACUUCGGGAUAUCUCCAGGCAAGUUUUGUAUGCCGCACAGAACAUACUCACAUGCGCAGUGGAUGAAGCUGGCUAUGCACUACUACGGUGUAUAGCGAGCUACCUACAUAUCGACAUGUAUAUUUCACUUGACAUGCAGACUGAAAGCACAAUUGCUGCGGGAAGGGCAGAGGUGUUAGAGUUUCAGAAGCGCUUAGAGGACUACAUCAAAAUCGUCGAGGAGACUGAUCCGGACACGAUCAAGAACUGGAACUUUCCAAAGAUUCACUCUGGAAAGCAUAUAUUUGAUGACAUCAUGGCGAAAGGUGCCGCUCGGAACUUCAGCACUCGACCAAAUGAGAAGCAACAUGGACCGAUCAAAUGGUGGUAUCUACGGCAGACCAAUCGUAAGGAUAUUGCUGAUCAGAUCCUUGAGCUCGACCAUAAGAGUGUCGUCUCUGAAUUUAUUCGCAGUCGUAUCAAGUGCCUUGAUGAGGAACGACGCAAACUCAUGCUUUCACAGGAAGAACUGGAGGACACGGACUUGGAUGAUGAGAAAUUUGAAGAACAUUUUCAUAUUGGUUCACCCCUCAAGAAUCAAACAACCCUUUCGCAAGUGGAGGAAGAAAACAAGUCCAUUCGUGCGUUUCACCAGUUCCGGAAGAAACUCGCAACAUUUCUCAACCAUUUCCUUCCCUCUCACAACAUACCGCUGCCGGAAGGAACAACGUGGUUGAAACUUUCAGCACAAGACCAGAUCCAUGAAUAUCGAUACUUGAAAGUGCAUUAUGAGUCUACCGCUGACUGGAAGCUAGCUACUGACUACCUGCGAUGCAACCCAAGCUUCCAUGGCAAAGAACGGCGUGACUGCACUCUAAUACGCACACUGGACAAGGACGGCCGCGACAAAAAUAUAUUUGUCUCCAACCUUGUUGUCUAA